AUGCCGCAUGCUGGUUUCACAGAUGACAUUCUUCUCCUUGACGGCGGCCUGGGCACUCAUCUGCGUGCGUUAGGUGCGGAGUUCCAUGGCGACCCACUAUGGGCAAGCAAGGCAGUUUUGUCGGCCCCCGACCUCGUACGUCGCGCACAUUUCGACUUCUUCGAUGCUGGCGCAGAUGUCGCCAUAACGGCUACUUACCAGGCUUCUCUCACUGGAUUUGCUCAGAUAGGCCUCUCGCCGAGCACCGCGCACGAUGCCGUCGCGCUCGCCAUCAAUCUCGCUGCUGAGGCUCGGCGGCUUGCCGAGGAAGGCGAUGUGUCAGCAAGAAGUUUUGGCGAGGAGCGAGAGAAUGAAGGCCCGGAGGUCGACGCUCUCAGAAAUGCAGCCACCAGCGAUACGGACAGCGUGCAGCAAGGAAAUGCCAGAGAUGCCGACCGAAGAUACCGACGGCGGAACCGCAAGAUCCUUGUGAGCAAUGGUUCCUAUGGCGCGUCUCUUGGCGGGGGUGCUGAAUACCGUGGCAACUACGGUGUCUCCGAGAAGACGUUCCACGACUACCAUCGGUGGCGGUUGCAAGCAGCGCUCGAACAGGAGCACCUCGUGGACGGCGUGGUGUUUGAAACGCUGCCUGAGCACGCUGAAGCAAAGGCGAUUGUCUCACUCCUUCGGGAGUUCCCGUCCCUCCGAGGCAAAACAUGGCUUGCCUUUACGUGCAAGUCGCCAACGGAGUUAGCCGGCGGCGAGGACUUCCGAUCCGUCGUGGCAGAUGUCCUUAAACAAGACGGAGCAGACCAGUAUAUCUCGGGCAUUGGCGUGAACUGUGCUCCCAUCUCGACGACGGUGCCUUUGCUGUGUUCGCCACCGCUUCGCGAUUCGCUCGCUGCGUCUCUUGAAAAAACACGCGAUCCUUGGAGCCUCCAAGUCGUGUGCUAUCCAAACAACGAGGCCGCCAGGAACACUAAGGAUUGCUCUUCCAAGGAUUUUGAGUCGCAGGAAGAGUCCUGCCAUGGUCAUGUAAGCCGUGCCGAGACUUGCAUGUGCAGUAUAGGAGUAGAUCAGUCUACCACGGUGAAACCUCAGACCUCGCUUGUUUCUGGGUCUGCAGCUGGCGGCCUGCGUUGUCAGCCGAAGCUCCGGGCAAAUCGCAUGCCACACGGUUUCACGAAAACUAUAAAGCACCCGCUGGCGUCUCGUGUUCCAGCGUGGCUGAAUGGAGGUGUUACUGCUGUAGGCGGGUGUUGUGGGACGGGUCCAGAGGACUUGAAGGAGAUUCGCGCUGUUCUCGAAAACCUAGGCGUUUACUAG
Toxoplasma gondii ME49 is the source of this 1305-nucleotide messenger RNA. RefSeq names its product homocysteine s-methyltransferase domain-containing protein. The transcript is spliced from 8 exons. The record is from RefSeq and is a predicted model, not a curated record. Gene Ontology annotation, molecular function: S-adenosylmethionine-homocysteine S-methyltransferase activity. Gene Ontology annotation, biological process: S-methylmethionine cycle. NCBI's taxonomy places the organism in Eukaryota, Apicomplexa, Conoidasida, Eucoccidiorida, Sarcocystidae. The coding region runs from base 1 to 1305 and encodes 434 amino acids.